AUGAAGUCCUUCUCCCCAAAGGACUUCAUCGUAGACGUUGGGAGCGGAGCCAGUUCAAUCACCGACGCAGGAAUCGAAGUCGCGACAAAAACAAAAAAACCUCGCUUGGUUGCAAGAGUAUCGCAGUUUAUCCACGAGUGGACCCCUUUCCUUCUCGUGUCCUCGUACUUCCCAUUCUCCGUCUGUCUCUAUCUCGUCUGCUCGCAGACCUUUGUCGAGGUCUUCUUCUUCAUCUAUCUGGCGACAAACUUCUACGUGGCAGCCGGCACCGUUCUGGAGGCUUUCUUCUCCAUCACACCCAUCAAGGAGUCACGUCAGGUGGUGGAGAAGGCGUCGGCCAAGAAUUGGGUGUUUCCGACCCCUGAUAGCGACUUGGGCAUGCUGGAUCUCAUCCUUGUCGCCUAUCUGCCCAACGAAAAGGACAUCAUCCUGGACCGUGUCGACUACAUGGUCAACAAGAUCAUAUAUCCCCGCGACAAGAUCAGGAUCAACGUCUUGUACAACACGCCCAAGGCCAUACCAGACGUCGAGAACGACCUCAGAGUGCUGGCAAAGGAACACCACCAUCUCCGGGUUGUCAAAGUGCCAAACUCAACGUCAAAGGCCGACAACCUGAACCACUUCCUGACGCAUUGCGUUGAGCCUGAUUCCGACGUCAUCGCCAUCUUUGACGCGGAUCACUACCCGCAUCCGAACGCGAGCCGAUGGGCCAUGGAGCGCUUUGCACAGUCGUCCGACAUUGACAUCGUGCAAGGCCGCUGCAUCAUCUUCAAUUCCCAGGACAACUUCCUCACGAAGAUGAUCGCGGUCGAGUUCGACAAGAUAUACGCCGUGUCGCACCCCGGCCGGGCCGUCAUGUGGAAUUUCGGCCUCUUCUGCGGAUCCAACGGCUACUGGCGCAGCGACCUGCUGAAGAAGCUCAAGAUGGACGGCAGCAUGCUGACCGAAGACAUCGACAGCGCCCUCCGCGCCCUCUCCCACGGCGCCAACGCAGUCCACGACAUGAACGUCACCUCCUACGAGCUCGCACCCACAACCUGGCCUACCUUCUGGAAGCAGCGCCUCCGCUGGGCCCAAGGCUGGACCCAAGCCAGCGCCCGCCACCUCCAAAUGACCUGGAACGCACCUCCCGAGCAACGGCCCCGAACAGCCCGGAUCCGCUUCGGCAUCUUCAGCCUGCUCUUCAUCCGCGAGUGGAGCUACUACCUCGUCACGCAGUGCACCUGUCUCACCUUCAGCUUCGUCAUCUCGCGGUGGCCAAAGAGCGGGCUCGGGGCGCUGCACUUUCUCUUUUUCCAGUAUCCGAUUGCGUGGUGGUUGUUCUUUCUGAGUGUGCUGUGCCUCGUUGCCACGCUCUGGAUUACGAAUCGGGUCAAGUCGGAGUUUGUGACACGGUGGGAUAUUGUGGUGUUUAGUGUGUUUUAUGCGUUUUAUAUCAUUGUUAAUGCGACGAUUGGGCUGUAUGGGCAUGCGCGGCAGGUGGCGCGGUAUUCGUCGUGGAAUCCGACGGUGCGGUCGUGA
Messenger RNA from Pseudovirgaria hyperparasitica, 1521 nucleotides. Its product is annotated as N-acetylglucosaminyltransferas-like protein. The coding region runs from base 1 to 1521 and encodes 506 amino acids. The transcript has 2 exons. The record is from RefSeq and is a predicted model, not a curated record. Lineage: Eukaryota; Fungi; Ascomycota; Dothideomycetes; Acrospermales; Acrospermaceae.